Messenger RNA from Rotaria sp. Silwood1, 1494 nucleotides. NCBI's taxonomy places the organism in Eukaryota, Metazoa, Rotifera, Eurotatoria, Philodinida, Philodinidae. The record is from the annotation of a GenBank genome assembly.
AUGGAUCAGUUUCCAGAGUUACGACAGGUUUUGGAACUAUGUCAAGUGAAUAUUCAUCGGGUGCAAGAUGAUUUUCCAUUACCCUCACGUUCAGCAGCACCCAAAGGUACAAUGAGCAGUGAAACAAGACUCAGUCUUCUGAAAAAGCUCGGUUUGACAACAGAUUCAACACCAUUAAGUGAAGAGAAAGGACUUCCUUCAAUUUCAAAUAAUAUUAAUCAACUGCCAUCGAUGAAUGAUCGGAACACAAUCAAUCAAUCCAACAAUCAAAAGCAAGCCAAACAAGAGACAAUCAACUCUUCGCAAACUUCAUCGACAGAUAAAGGCGAAGAUGCUAGAAAAAGAGCAAACCUUGAAAAACAAGUUCAAAACGUAACACAAGAAAUGUUCCCAUCGGCAAACCCCUAUGAAACUGGUUCAAACUCUCAACCAACCGAUUUUCAUACAGAGAUGGAUAUGAUGAUGCAAAUGAAACUCAUGCAAGAACAUCUACGUCAACAGCCAAAUCUGCUCGAUCUCUACAAAAACAUCAGCAAUCAAAAUGCAUCAACUGCCCGUCCAGGCAAACUAGAUAGACGACCGGCAUUAGAGCAUUUCGGAAAUCAAGGUCGAUGGACUUACGAGAAGCUCCUUGAAAUACCGGCUAUUGCUACCAUGAUCGAUCUUCUCGUGAAAAACUUUCGUUCAAAUUGGGCAACAUUAAUGGACAACAAACAGUUCGGCAUGCAACGUCAAAUUUAUUGGUGUAUCCUCGUUGAUAACUCCGGUUCGAUGAGUACACAUCGAAAUGCUAUCUAUGAAACACUUGUUGUAGUGAUGGAAUCAUUACGCAAACUAGAAAGCACCUUUGCAGUAGCACGUUUCGGUGGUCGCAAAAAUCAAAGAAUUCUCAAAAAUCUCGAAGAUGUAUUCAAUGUUCGAGAUGGUCAAUAUGUUCUGGAAGCAUUGACGUUUGAUGAAGGAACAUAUCCUGCUACUGGUCUUGCCAAUGUGGCUGAGACUAUUUUCCCAAAAAAAGAAAAAGAAUCUUCAAACAAGAAUGGAAUUCUUCGUUUCGUUCUAAUGAUUACAGAUGGACUCACAACGGAAGGAAAUGAUGAAAGUUAUCACCAGACACUCGACGACAAUGGAAUUCAUUUGGGUUUUCUCUUCAUCGAAACAAAAACACAAAGCACAAGUCAAAUUUUACUUCGGGGUUUGAAAGAAACACCGAAUUGUAUUGUCAAAGCAGAGGAUAUCGAUCAACUCCCAACGGAAAUCUCCACUCUGAUGGAUAAGAUGGUUCAAAAAUUUUUUAAAGAACAAUCAUCAACAUCAGGAGAAACGACUUGGCCCACCAUUGACAGUAAAGUACCGAGUGCAAGUAAUCUAUCUUUGGAUCCAGAAUUCACCGUUCUUAAUUGUAAAUAUGAAGCCAAUAAUUCUAUAUCUUACGUGAUCAAUAGUCCAACAGCAUCAAUUCCACGACUUGAUCAGGUGAGUCCAUGUAACUGA